Acanthosepion pharaonis is the source of this 729-nucleotide messenger RNA. The record is from the annotation of a GenBank genome assembly. NCBI's taxonomy places the organism in Eukaryota, Metazoa, Mollusca, Cephalopoda, Sepiida, Sepiidae.
AUGAUUUUUGAUCGUUCUCUUUUACUCUCUCUCUCUCUCUUUCUCUUUAUCUCUCUUUCUCUUUCUCUCUCACUCUCUUUCUCUCUCUAUCACUCUCUGUCUCUUUCUUUCUCUUUCUCUUUAUCUCUGAUUCUCUCUAUCUCUUUCUUUUUUACGGCCCUUUUAUUUUUCUACUUCAUUAUUUUCUUCCUUUUUUUUCCUUCUUUCUUUUUUUUUUCUUUUUCUCUUGUGCCAGCAUUUCAUCUUCAUUUGUUUUUGUCCCUGCUGUACUUCAUCAUUGUUCGCAACAAAAUCAUGCAGAGUCAUUCUCGCUUCUCUCGUCUCUUUUUACUCUCAUGUCUUCUGUCUUUUCUUUCCAAACUUUUUUUAUCUCGCCAUUUUCUUUCUCUCUUUCUGUUAAUUAUCUGCUUAAUUUUCGUUCUCCCUAAUUGCUUUCCUUUCCGUAUUAACAUAUUUCUUUCUAGUCUCUUUCUCUCUCAAUCUUUCCCCCCACUUCUUUUAAUUGUCUCCUCAGUUUUUGUUCUGCCUAAUUGCUUUCCAUUUUCUAUUUACAUUUCUCUUUCCCUCUCAUCCAUUAUCUGUAUCGAUCUCUUUUUUUUCCCAUUUCCUAUCUGCAUCUCUCAUUUUUCAUUCUCUCUCUACAUCUCUUUCUUUUUUUUUUUCAUUCUCUCUCUGUCUACAUCUCUUUUUUACCUUUCUAUUAUUUAUGUACAUCUCUCUUUUUCAUGA